GCCACAAUAAUAAACGUUUUGUCAAGUUAAUACAUCAAUGGCAUCACAGUGUCGAAUGGUUAACAAGUCUGCCUCACGGUUUUGAGGUUAUGGGUUCAAAUCUCGGCUGAGGCCUUAGUAUUUACAUGUUAUCCCCGCGCUUGUUUAGCUUUUCUGCGGGAACGCCAGCUUCCUCCCACAUUUCCAAAACAUGCAUUUAAGGUUUAUUGAAAAGUACGAAUUGCCCAUAGGUAUGAAAGUGAAUGAGAAUGGUUGUUUGCCUAAAUGUGCCCAGUGAUUGGCUGGCGACAGUCCAGGGUGUAGCCCGCCUCUCGUCCCAAGUCAGCUGGGAUGGGUUCCAGCUCACAUGCGACCUUAAUGAGGACAAGCAAUAGGGGAAUACAUAAAAGCUGUUAUCUAAGAAUACCCAGGAAGAAUCGCUUACAGAUGAUGCUUAAGCUAAUGGAGAUCCAAAUAAAACAAACAAACACCAGACACCAAGGUGGCCAACUACAGGGUGAUCAAACUGUUUGAUGUUGAAGUUAAAGUGUUGGACUUUUUCAUGAGAUUCUGCAGGUGUACCUAAAUGUCAUGGCCAGUGAGUGCCCAGAGGAGUAUAGGGGUUCAUGCAUAAGCUCAACAAGGUGUGUCUAAUUAUUUAAAAUAUAUAAUGGGUUUUUAUAUGUUUUGCUCUAUUGUCUGACUAUUAUUUCCCCCCUCCAUCUUCUGUGAUGUGUUACAGUACAUUUGUUCCUAUUCGUUGUGUCAGCACUAAUAACAGGAAGUGGAAGUCACUUACUGUUGAAUAUUGUGUAGAUUUUUAUAACACCGGAGCUCUCAGCCCUUGCAAGAUUUACCCUGGGCGUAGUAGAACAUUCCAGGCAUCUGCAAGUUCUAAUUUGAUGCAAGAGCAUUUAACACCUCAAGAAAUAUGCAUGUUUUGUGACAAAUUCCAUCUUUUCCCGAGAAGUGGAAGACACUUGCGCCACGCUUUCUGGUGAUGCACACUACAAUAGCGAAAGUCCUUGUCCUGACUGGAUAGACAGAUUGUCAGGUGUUAGGAUGCGCUCCCUGAGGAAGACGGUGGUGUUCGGCAUCCUGGUGUCAGUGGUUCUGGUACUGGCUCUCAUGCACACGUGGCCCACCCGGGCCUACACCACAAUAGAGGUCUGGCAGCGACCAGGCCUCCUGGCAGAGAGAAAUCUGGAUGACCGUCUCCUGGAACCUGAUCCCCAGUUGAGCACCAUCCCCUUUCGUGUGCGCGAGAGUGUGGCAGGCUUGUUGGCACACAAUGGAUGCGUUUGCGAGAGCAAAGGGGUGAAUCUUCCCUUCUUCCAAAUCUUAUCGUCACGGGUGUUAGCUCUCCCGCUGCACACGGCCUUCAAGGCCACCGAGCUGGAGGAGGUGAAGAGGAGACGGGACAAGGAGUUCAAGAGUCUCCAGAAAAGGUUACAGACAUCAGCAGAUAUGCUCAUUAUUGCAGAGGCAAACAACCCGUUACAGUAUCCAACACAGGGGGUGGAGGUACGGCCCCUAAAAACAAUCAUCAUCCCAGGAUUGGCGUUACAGGACCUUCCCAAAGACCACCACUCAAUAAAUCUCACUGCCACGCUGGGGACGUUGAAUGUUGCCGCGGAGGUGGACGGGGUUAAAAUCCAAGGCGAUGGCGAGAUGUGCAUGACGUUGUCAAGCACCCUCCUGACGAAGCUGAACCGACAGCUGCAGUUUGUCACGUACACGAACACACUGUUCCACCCCAACACAGCAGACACAGUGCGCUUUGAGACAGAGGGCCAUCAAACCCACUUCAUCAUCAAGAUCCGUCACAGUGUAACACCAAAACUGUACAACACAGGAACCGAAGGAGAGCACAACAUCAGUGCUCUGGUUACCAUAGCGACAAAGACGUUCCUGCGCUACGACAAGCUUCAAAACCUCAUCGACAGCGUGAGGAAAUACUAUCCAACCGUCACUAUUGUCAUUGCUGAUGAUAGUCAAAAUCCCCAAAGCAUCUCUGGGCCUUACAUUGAACAUUACAUCAUGCCUUUUGGAAAGGGCUGGUUUGCUGGUCGGAACCUGGCCAUUUCGCAGGUGACCACCAAGUAUGUGCUUUGGGUGGAUGAUGACUUCAUCUUCACCAGCAAGACCAAGGUGGAGAAGCUUGUGGAUGUUUUAGAGAGGACCACUUUGGACCUGGUGGGCGGUGCAGUGCGGGAGGCCACAGGGUACACCACCACCUACAGGCAGACCAUAUCCACUGAGCCCGGGGAGGAGGAUGGGGACUGUUUGCACUUGAGGCGAGGGUUCCAUCACGUCAUCCAAGGCUUCCCCAACUGCGUGGUGACUGACGGGGUGGUUAACUUUUUCCUGGCUCGGACUGACAAAGUCCAGCAGGUUGGCUUUGACCCGCGCCUCAACAGGGUAGCUCACCUGGAGUUUUUCAUCGAUGGCCUGGGAUCCGUCCAUGUGGGCUCUUGUGACGACGUCAUCGUCAGUCACGCCAGCAAAAUAAAGUUCCCCUGGGCCAGCCAAUCAGAAAGCGACAAGGCCUACGCCAAGUUUCGUUACCCGCCGGCCUCCUCUGAUGCUUCGCAAAGCAAACUUGGCCUCCUUUUUUUCAAGAACAGAUUUCAGUGUUUGACUCGUGGUGAUUAGUUCACGUUCUCCGUACAUCCUGACUUGCCAAAGAGGACGUGAGUUUGACAAGGAUGCUUUUGCCGUUAUCUUUUUUUAAAUUUGGUUUGGGUGCCAUGGAACGUGUAUUUACCUACACAGUACAAACCAAACAGUAUAAAGAGUCUUUUUGUUUACAAAAACCAAGGUGUGUUUUGGCCAUUUGUGAACUUCAACUCAAAAUCCAGUCCACAUUAUCGUUGUGGCUGGUCAAAGGGGAGGCCUCCCACAAAGUGACAAUUCUGUAAAUACACAGCGCAGAGGGAGGCUUCCUGUCUAUAAGGCCACACGAGGGACACAUUGCAAACAUGUAGCACCUAAUAUUGUGACCGGUUUGGCUUUUAAGUAUUUUGAUUGUUUUGCUAACCUUCAUAAUGCUGAAUUCUUGUUCGAGAAAAGUUUCUAAAGGAGGAGAAGCUUUUGUCCAUCAUCACUCCUGCCUGAAAAUGUGGGCAACCUGAUCUGGGAGUGUGUGUGUGUGUGUGUGUGUGUGUUCAAAUUACCAGGGGCCAUCAGAGACAAUUCAGCACACACCUUGAUGAAAUGUACGCAUACACACAAUUGAAAAUUAUUUUGCUCAUGUACACAAGUGCAAUGUUUUUAUGGGUCAUUUUCAUAUAAAUUGGUCAACAACAGAAAAGGCACUUGUAAAAAAAAAAAAAAAAAAAAAUUUAAAAAAUAAAUAAAUAAAAACAUUCUAAUUAAGCAAUGUUCUUAUGCCUCCUUGGUUUUAUAUUUGUAAAUGUCUCCCAUGCUGAAACAGCCAUGCGUAAAGUCCCUAAUUUCAAAACAUUAUUGAUUUAAAAUUUUAGGCAUUUGUAGUAAUGGCAAUAGUAAUAAAAGCCAUGCAAUAUUUCUGACAAUUCACAAAUUUG
Messenger RNA from Phycodurus eques (leafy seadragon), 3527 nucleotides. RefSeq names its product beta-1,4-N-acetyl-galactosaminyl transferase 1b (gene b4galnt1b). NCBI's taxonomy places the organism in Eukaryota, Metazoa, Chordata, Actinopteri, Syngnathiformes, Syngnathidae. Gene Ontology annotation, biological process: ganglioside biosynthetic process. The record is from RefSeq and is a predicted model, not a curated record. The coding region runs from base 1042 to 2634 and encodes 530 amino acids. The transcript is spliced from 11 exons. Gene Ontology annotation, molecular function: hexosyltransferase activity. Gene Ontology annotation, cellular component: Golgi membrane.